AUGGCACUCCAUGUCCCAGCAGCACUGAAUACACAUCAGACCUCUUUGAAUGGUCAGAUACCUGAUGAAAAUAUUGACUAUGAUGAUUAUCCGGAGGGAGCUUCCAUUCCACUUGUCACAGACUCAGAUCAUCCGGCUAUAACCAUUGUGGACAAAUCUGGUGUUCACUCCCUAUCCAUAUGGUAUUGCCACUGCCCCGGUGCUCUCAACCAGGAUAUGCAGCUCUUUCAAGCAGGCUUGCUUCCGGCAUAUUUCACCAGACCAAAAACUGCAUUUACAUUCUCUGUCUUGGACGACUUUCUGCUAGACAACCUUGAGUGUGGUACAUCAGCCAUGAAUUACUACAGUAAGAUCCGGAGGCUAACCUCAAGCAUCUUUCCAUUGAUGGUUCCAGAUCGCUACAGGGAGCUCAUGAGAACUGCCAGGCAGUGGUGUCAAUGCAAGCUUUACAAGUGGCAUGGGUUUGCCCACAAAGACAAUGAGCCAAUGGCUGGUGAUCUCGCCCUAUUUUGUCCUGCAUGUCCUCAACCGGGGAUAAACUUGGACCUGUCAACCGCCAAGCACCUUCAUCCGGUGAAUCCAUCCGAUGAAGUACCCUUGAUGGAUGGUCUUGCAUUUAUGGUUGGAGAUGAAAGAUACAAGAGUCAUUUGUCUAUUGCCCAAGACCGUGUCCAAAAGUCAGAUUGCAACAAUCACCACGCAGUCAAUCAAGCAAAUGCCUCCCGGCAAAAGCUGGAGGCCACUGGUAUAGGAGGAUGUGCAUGUGCACGGCAUGGAUGUUUUGUCCCACAUUCCAUGGUGGAUUUUCAGAAGGGUGAAAGGUUUAGUGGCAUGUACAUGGCCAUCAGGACAGCUGCUAUGUCCGCCAGGGGCAUGGGAACUCCACAUCGCAAGGAGGUAUUGGAUUAUCAGAUGAAUGAUUGCAACUUUAUAAAAAUGAUUCGCAUAACCAAGUUUCUCUGCAGAAAGUUCAAGGAGGCUGCCAGGGGUGCUGCAGAGAGCAAACUCUCAUUCCAAAAUAUUAAUGAGAUGGCUCACCCUGACAUGGUCAUUCUUUGGGAGGCAGAGGAGGCACUUGCUCAGGCAAACAGACUGGAGGAUCCAGCAGCCAUGGACAUUUAUGAGGUCAGGUUGGAAAAGGGCAAGUCUCCAACUAGAAAGCAGCAGGAGUUGCACCUGCUGCAGGCUCAAAAUCAUCCUGAUCAUUUAGUGACCGGUUCCCUCAGUCAACGAGAAGCUGCCACUUGGCUUGCAACCGGUCUCACCAUAGAAGAAUCCCAAGUCUCUCUCUCUAGAGAUGUGAAAAGGCUCGGCAGGCAUCCAACCGACAGUCAAUUACUGAGAGUAGCCCGACUCAGGGACAAGCUACAAACUCGCAUUACAGGCUUUCUCGAGAUGGCACCUACUUAUCUUGGAUUUGAAGUCGAUGCCGAUGAACCGGAUUCUCCGGUAGACAGGGUUCACAAUUCACUUGAUGAAGAUUAUUCUGAUCUCGAUGAUCGUGAUCACAAUCCGGAUCCGGAAAUACAUCAUGCCUCCAUAUUUCAACCAGAGCUUACCAUCAUACCUUUGCCUUCUAACCUUGGUAUGGUCAGAUGCAAGGAAUUGGGUCUAACUGAUCUCAUGAAAGAAGAAACUGCCCUCCAUGAAGGCCAGGCCAAUGAUGCACUCCAUGCAAUUAGAGUUCAUUUGGGAGAUAAAGCCAUUAUAUUCCGGAAUACUGUCCGGUCAGCUAAGUCACAGGCCUCCUCCACCAGGGCAUGGACCCAAGUUCGCUCAGUGGAAAAAGCAGUAAAUCUCAAUGCCAGGAUAUAUUCAAAGUGCCGGUUGCAGCUAGUCAAACUCCCGGAUCACGACCUCUUGAAGAAAUAUCUUCCGCUAAAGAAAGAACACCUGAAAGCAAGUGCUGCAGUGGCAGAUCCAAAUGCACGUGGCCAGAGGGACGCUACUCUCGCAUGGUUCUGGUGCAUGGAUGUUCAGGGAGAUACAUCCGGAAAUGACUGGAUGACAGAAUUUUACCGGGUGAAUUGGCUCCGGACAAAGGCACUUUGUGAUCGUUGGAAUGAAGAGGUCAUUCUUGUCAAGCAUGAAAUGCAGUGGUCCAUCAAUUUCUUCAACCACAAGGCCAAGCAAUGGCUUGGUCACAAGGACAAUGCUGUGUCCACUGGGCUGACCGGACAUGCAUGUUAUGCUGCCAGACAAUCUCAAAUAUAUCAUCAACUAGCUGCACAUGCAGCGGAUUCUUUUCGGAAAAUCAUUCUGGUAACUCAGCUGGAAGGACCGGUUGUCAGACAGUUAAUAGUUGGCCAAUGUAUAAUUAUAUCAGACAUGUGCAAACAAUCCCACUUUGUACUACUACAACAACAUCCUCAUUCACUCUCCAUGAACAACACUGGAAAACUGGUUCCCUCUGACCAAGUCAUCAUCGCCUACUCGGAUAGUCAGAUCACCGCUGGAGAGAUUUCUCGCGCUUUAUUCUAUGCCAAUUCUCGCUUGUUGGCCAUGCGCCUGUCUGUUGACAAGAGUUGUGCCACCGGCACACCUGGAUAUGCAGAAAAAUUUCACACACUCAUGAAACGGGAAAUGGAGGUAAGCACCUGGUCAUCCGGUCAUCUGGUCAUCCGGCCAUCCGGCCAUCCGGCCAUCCGGCCAUCCAGUCAUCCUGAUAUUCCUUACUACUUCAAUGCCUGGUGGCAGGAAAACCUUGGCUCUUGCAGGGUGUCAGACAUAUUGCCAAAGUCAUCGGUUCAAGAUGUGAUGGAGUUGGUUGAGGGCCAUUUUUCAGAACUUCCUGAUCAUGUGGAAACUGGCCUGCUUCCAUAUAUGCUUGAGUGUGGCCCAGUUCAUUUACCGGAGACAAUCGGAUCGGCAUCUCUUGCGCAGUGCCGUCAGAUGACAAUUGGUAGAGAGCUGUUGGAAAUAUUGCAGGGAAGGAUGACGAACCUCAUACGUUCAAGUGAUAGGUUGGCCGGAUUAAUUGGGCCAGUUGAUGAAAUCACACGGGCUGUGGUGUCUUCACAGUCACUCAUGGACUGGUUGAAUACAGAAGACAGUGCAUCUGCAGUGCGGUCAAGCACAAUUUGA
Molecule: messenger RNA, 3084 nt
Organism: Suillus subalutaceus
Lineage: Eukaryota; Fungi; Basidiomycota; Agaricomycetes; Boletales; Suillaceae
Exons: 11
Coding region: 1-3084 (1027 amino acids)
Source: RefSeq, a predicted model, not a curated record